CCUCCGCCGCUGCCGCCGGCCGCCCGCGGCCACCAUGAAGAAAGAGGUGUGCUCCGUGGCCUUCCUCAAGGCCGUGUUCGCCGAGUUCCUGGCCACCCUCAUCUUUGUCUUCUUUGGGCUGGGCUCUGCGCUCAAGUGGCCGUCGGCGCUGCCCUCCAUCCUACAGAUCGCCAUGGCCUUCGGCCUGGCCAUUGGCACCUUGGCUCAGGCCCUGGGACCGGUGAGCGGUGGCCACAUCAACCCGGCCAUCACCCUGGCCCUGCUCGUGGGCAACCAGAUCUCGCUGCUACGGGCCGUCUUUUACGUGGCGGCGCAGCUGGUGGGCGCCAUCGCGGGUGCGGGCAUCCUCUAUGGACUGGCACCGCUCAACGCCAGGGGCAACCUUGCCGUCAAUGCGCUCAACAACAAUACGACCCCCGGCCAGGCAGUGGUGGUGGAGCUCAUCCUGACAUUCCAGCUGGCGCUCUGCGUCUUCGCCUCCACCGACUCUCGCCGCACCAGCCCGGUGGGCUCCCCGGCCCUGUCCAUCGGCCUGUCUGUCACACUGGGCCACCUGGUGGGGAUCUACUUCACCGGCUGCUCCAUGAACCCAGCCCGCUCCUUCGGGCCUGCCGUGGUCAUGAAGCGCUUCAGCCCCUCUCACUGGGUCUUCUGGGUGGGCCCCAUUGUGGGGGCCGUCCUGGCCGCCAUCCUCUACUUCUACCUGCUGUUCCCCACCUCCUUGAGCCUCAGCGAGCGUGUGGCCGUGGUCAAGGGCACGUACGAGCCCGAGGAGGACUGGGAGGACCAUCGGGAGAAAACCUUGGAGCUGACCAGCCGCUGACCGGCAUCGGGCAGGGGGCGGCCCCUCCUCCCCAGGCACAUGGGGGAAACGGCAGAGCAGAGGUCUCCGUCUCCCACUGCUGGUCCUCCGGGCUGCGCAACAGGAACCUGUGGACAGGGCUCUAGGGGCUGGGGCUGGGGGCUGGGAGCUUAGAGGGACGGGGUCUCUCGGGGACAGGGCGCACUGUGCUGACACGAGGUGCCAAGCUCACAGAGGCCAGGCCUGGAAGCAAUGGGCUGCAGGCUGCGUUCCCCCCACCCAGCCCCCACCUGGAGCCAGAGGCAGCCCCCAAAUGGCCAGGGCAGACCCUCCCUCCUGGAGAUGCCUGGGAGGACUGGUGCCACCUUAUUUAUUUCUGGUCAGGGGUGCGA
Ochotona curzoniae (black-lipped pika) is the source of this 1194-nucleotide messenger RNA. RefSeq names its product aquaporin 5 (gene AQP5). The record is from RefSeq and is a predicted model, not a curated record. The transcript is spliced from 4 exons. Gene Ontology annotation, biological process: transmembrane transport. The coding region runs from base 35 to 823 and encodes 262 amino acids. NCBI's taxonomy places the organism in Eukaryota, Metazoa, Chordata, Mammalia, Lagomorpha, Ochotonidae. Gene Ontology annotation, molecular function: water channel activity. Gene Ontology annotation, cellular component: plasma membrane; apical plasma membrane.